Messenger RNA from Nomascus leucogenys (northern white-cheeked gibbon), 774 nucleotides. It is a transcript of the gene TMEM275, whose product is annotated as transmembrane protein 275. Lineage: Eukaryota; Metazoa; Chordata; Mammalia; Primates; Hylobatidae. The record is from RefSeq and is a predicted model, not a curated record.
GGAGAACGGCAGAAGGACGGAGCGGAGAGGGGAGGUGUAUGUUAGGACUACUGAAGACGAUGAUUAUCAUGUGAUGAGCACCUAAGCUGAACUGGACACUGUGCUGAGCACUUUCCAGCCAUUAUCUCACUCAAAUGAGUUCAGGACGAGCGUGAGGAGGCUCCUGGCAGUUGGGCUGUUCCGGGCCGGCGGCAGGAGAGAGCUUGAUGCGUGCCUGGCGUGCGCAGGCCGAUGCCGCCGGCAGAAAAGAGCGAGGGGCCACCGGUCCCGGCGCCCGCGGAACGCGCCCGAGGCCGGGUGCCGGGCCUGCCGUCGCCGGCGCUGUGCUGCGCCUGCGGUCUGUGCGCGCUGCUGGCGGGCGUGAACGUGACGCUGGCAGGCGCCUUCGCUUCCUUCCUGCCUGGGUACAAUGCGCUGCUCGUCGUGGGGCCGGCGCUGCUGGUGGUGGCGCUCGGCUUCUUCGCGGCCUGCUGCGUGUGUAGCCGCCGGGGCCCCGCGACCCGUGCGCGCUCGGCGGCCGCGGCGGGCCCGGGCCAGGGUGGCGGUCGCGCCGGGCCCGUGGCGCUGGAGAUGGAGAGCAGCGAGCCCACGGCACAGGACACCACGGCCGUGCAGCUCAGCCCUGCCGUCUCCGCCGCGUCCUCCGGCCGCUCCAGCCCCGGCCCCAGCCCCCUCGCCUUGGAGGCCCCGGCGCUGGCGGCGGUCUGCGCCCUGCGCUCGGAAAGAGUCCAGCUCAACCCGCCCCGGGAGCGGGCCGCCCCCUAGCGGACCAGG